CACGAGAUUAAGGAAUACAAAGAAAACUGUAGUAUUGUCAGGAAAAUUAAAGUAGUCAACGACUGCUCUGAAAGAGCCAUAAAACUAAUUGAUGAAUAUGAGAAACUUUUAACUAAGGAUGAGGAGGAGAGACUGGCAAUAAUUCAGACAGUUGCGGAGUACCGAAAGAGGUUUAAGAAGGUAACAAAAGGGACGAUGAAACAGGCAUUUUCAACUUCACACUGAAAAUGAAAUGCAACUGAUUGACUGCGCGCAAUUAAAACCUCUUAAAAUUGUUAAAUUUUGAGAAAGAAAAUUGACGAAAGUUUCUAAUAAUUUUAAAUUGAAGUGUACAUAGCCUAGAUUUAAGCACCGAUGUUGUUUUACAUUCAAUCCUUAGUUAAUAUAUCUCUCUUGCAUUGGUC
This is a messenger RNA of Bemisia tabaci, 404 nucleotides long. NCBI's taxonomy places the organism in Eukaryota, Metazoa, Arthropoda, Insecta, Hemiptera, Aleyrodidae. The record is from RefSeq and is a predicted model, not a curated record.